This is a messenger RNA of Lasiodiplodia theobromae, 1938 nucleotides long. RefSeq names its product GMC oxidoreductase. Gene Ontology annotation, biological process: secondary metabolite biosynthetic process. Lineage: Eukaryota; Fungi; Ascomycota; Dothideomycetes; Botryosphaeriales; Botryosphaeriaceae. Bases 1 to 1938 code for a protein of 645 amino acids. Gene Ontology annotation, molecular function: flavin adenine dinucleotide binding; oxidoreductase activity, acting on CH-OH group of donors. The transcript is spliced from 3 exons. The record is from RefSeq and is a predicted model, not a curated record.
AUGAUGCUUAUUAAUUCUAUCACUCGCAACAUCUUUCUUACUGUGUUCUUCAUCUUUUUGGUCCCCAGUACCGUCGCUAGUCUCUUUCCCCAUGCCCCUGACAAUCCCCUUCUUAGCAGCUCCUUUGGAAUUCCUGGUGUAAAUGCCACAUAUGAUUACAUUAUCGUCGGUGGUGGCACGGCCGGACUCACCAUUGCAACGCGCCUCUCCUCGACUCGAAAUCUCAGCGUUGCGGUCAUAGAGGCCGGAACCUUCUAUGAAAUAUCCAACGGGAACCUGAGCGAGGUGCCGGCUUACGAUCCUUGGUUCACUGGUAAAGACGUCCAUGAUUGGCAACCCGGCAUCGACUGGGGUUUCGUAACAGUGCCUCAGGUCAGUGCUAAAUCCGUUAAUAUAUCGAAAGCCAUCUUACCAUCUUCUCUAAGGGGAACGGUCGACUCCUUCGCCAAAUGGGCCGAACUCGUCAAUGACAGCUCCUACCUCUUCCCCAAUGUCCUCCCUUACUACCAAAAAUCCCCGCACUACACCCCUUUCAACGCCAGUCUAUACCAAAACGCCACCAACGCCCAAUCUCCCUCCUCCUUCUCGCCCUCCGGCGGUCCUCUCCAAGUUUCCUUUUCCAACGCCGUCGAUCCCUUCGGGACAUGGGUGCUGCAGCUCUACCAGGCCUUCGGGAUGGGCCUGAUCCCCGGCUUCAACGACGGAGCCUUGCUCGGCUCCGCCUUCAUGACCUCGACCGUCGACCCUUCCACCGGCAUCCGCUCGUCCAGCUCCAGCAGCUUCCUCCAGACCGCUCUGCAGCGCAACCUCGCGCCGACCAUCUACACCAACACCCUAGCCGAACGAAUCCUCUUCACCAACAGCACCACCCCCCGCGCCACCGCCAUCCGCGUCACCACAGCCGGCACCUUCGGCACGCCCUCGCUAACCUACACCCUCACCGCGCGGCGCUCGCUCAUCCUCUCAGCGGGGGCGAUCCAAUCGCCCCAACUCCUCCUCGUCUCGGGCAUCGGAAACUGCACCGCGCUCUCCACCCUCUCCAUCCCCUGCACCGCCCACCUCCCCGGCGUCGGCCAAAACCUGCAAGACCACGUCCUGUUCGGGACAUCGCACCGCGUGCACCUCCUCACCGCGUCCGCCGCCCUCUCCAACGCCACCCUCGCCGCCGAAGCCAUCGCGACCUACCAGGCCACCGCCUCCGGCCCCCUCUCCCUCCCCGGCACCAGCGUCGUCGGCUGGGAAAAGCUGCCCGCCACCUACCGCGCCGCGCUAUCCAACACCACGCGCACCCUGCUCGACGCCGACUUCCCACCCGACUGGCCCGAGAUCGAAUGGCUGCCGAUGAGCGCGCUGUACGGCACCGGCGACGACCCGAUCCACACCGACCCGCGCGACGGCGCCAACUACGCGACGCUCAACACGGCGCUCGUGGCGCCGCUGUCACGCGGGAGCAUCCGCAUCGGCAGCGCGUCGAUGCAGGCGCCGCCGCUGAUCGACCCGGGGUGGCUGAGCCACGCGGGUGAUCGCGAGGUCGCGGUGCAGAGCGUGCGGCGGCAGCGGGAGAUGUGGGGGUGGCUGGCGGCGCGGGGCGUGGCGGAGGGGGAGGAGUACUACCCCGGUGAGGAGGCGGUCGGGACGGAUGACGAGAUUGUGGAGUGGUUGAAGCGCGCGGCGUCGACGGUGAAUCAUGCGAGUUGCACAUGUAAGAUGGGGACGCGGGGCGAUGAGAUGGCGGUGGUGGAUGCGGAGGCGCGGGUGUUUGGGGUGGAGGGGUUGAGGGUGGUGGAUGCGAGUAGUUUUCCGCUUUUGCCGCCGGGGCAUCCGCAGAGUACGGUGUAUAUGCUGGCGGAGAAGAUUGCGGAGGGGAUUCUUGUGGAGGAGGGGUUGGUUGGGGAUGGGAAUCUGAGUAUGCCGGUGAGGGAUAACUGUGUGGGUUGA